AAACCUCAAUAUGCAAACUCCACACUUAUCUUGCUCAAAUUUUGGUAAUUGCAAUCAAUGUUCCAAUUGACUCUGAGAGAUUCAGAGAGAACUGGUCUCUCAAAGCCCCUCCAGUAUAAAUGAAGACUUGUUCAGCAUUGGUACUGCAAAGAAUCUGAUUAAUUACAAGGUCAUUUCAGAGGGAAGAAAUAAGGACAAUUCUAAGAGUUUCAAGAGGCCUGAGUCUCUUAAUGUAUCCAAAUCCUCCCAAAUACUGAGCUUCAAGAAGCACCAUUCUGAACGAUCACCAACUUUUCAUAAUACUGAUACAGUGUCAAAAGUGUCUAAAAAGUCAGUUGACUUGGAUCCCAUUAGGACAAGGGGGGAGAAGGUUGCCCAGCCAUUGGGAAGCCUAAAAGGAAAAUUUGACUUAAAACCCUCAUGCUACAACGACAGAUACGUCACUAAGUACAACCAGGACGCUAUAAACUCUGAAUACAACUACUUCACAAUGAAAGCUAACCUAAAUAACAGUCCUAAAAUCCCAGCCAGUCCUGCCAAAACCCUCUUUUUCCCAACUUCUCAGCCAAACUCGCCUGUUAAGUUUCAGAAUUUGCCGGUGAGGAAUAGGGGGAGUCUGGAAUCGCCCCUCUUGAAGAGGAAGAGGUCGCUUGAGUGACCGACGGUGGGGUUGUUUAUGAAGAGGGCUUGCUCUGAAGUGAAGAAACCGAUCAGUCCUUGCAAAGGAGGCCCAAUCCUUCAACUAAAAAUGUGCCCAAAAGCACAACAUUCUUCUACUAAAAGGACUUCCAGAAGUUCAUUCAAGGUUUCCAAUCCUUCCGAUGAUCAUUCAGAGAUAGCAUCUCCUCUGAUAAUAAAACCCAAAAGUCUUCGUGUCCUCCUCUCAGACAUCAACACCAAAAAGAAACAAGUGAACAAGUUAAUAAAGGAACAGAAAUUACGUAGAGAAAAGGAGAGAAUUUUUGAACAGAAAGUUAAGGAGAAAGCUAGCCAGAAGAAAGAUGUGAAAAUGGGGAAGUUGAUUGAGAGGAUUAAGCAGAAGGAUGGCGAGGUUGAUGGAGCUGAUUUUAUUGAAAGGCUUGAUAGGAUUAAUAGUAGAGUGGAUAGAUUGAAGAUGAGAGGGCUUAGAAUCAUUAUUCACCAUCAUUUAAGAAAGAAGAAUACUGUUGGGAAGGGGAAAGAUGGAAUGAAGUUAAGAAGAAGACUAAGUCUAAUAGAGAGUCCUUUAUAAGUAUUAAUAGGGAUCUGAGAAUAUUUGCGAAUAUUUUUUACC
Molecule: messenger RNA, 1273 nt
Organism: Moneuplotes crassus
Lineage: Eukaryota; Ciliophora; Spirotrichea; Euplotida; Euplotidae
Source: the annotation of a GenBank genome assembly